AUGCCCACGUUCCUUCUGUCUGUAGCUCCCUGUGCAGGUACAGAUGUGGAGGUGAACUAUGACUGCAACAACAACACAGCGAUGGUGUCCUGGAGCUCGGCAAGAGGAGCCAUUUCCUACGUGGUGACUGCAGCAACCGAUGGUCACCAAGCUUCAUGUGCGACUGUUGUGCCCCAGUGUGAACUGGUGGAUCUGCAGUGUGGUCAGACGUAUAACAUCAGCCUCACAACUAUCAGUGGCCAAAGCCAAACUGAGAUGCACACUAAUGUCACCUUCAGUACACGUCCCUGUAAAAUUAUAAAUGUUGGAGUAGACCUGCAGUGUGGAACAAAUACAGCCUACUUGUCCUGGGAGAAAAGAGAGGAGGUGGCUUAUUACCUGGCCACUGGCUCCUGCAGCGUGGGAACGACUCUGCAGUGCAACUCCACCAACUCCGUCUGCCAGUUCUCCAGUCUACUGUGUGGAGAAACCUACAACUUCUCUGUAGCUGCAUAUAGUAACAAAUGUUUUGGUGAAAUCAGCAGUACUGUGGAGAUUCAGACAGAACCCUGUCAGCCAACUAACCUGACAGUGGACGGGUUAUGUGACCUUGGGGCGGUGAAGUUGAAUUGGUCUGUUGCUCAAGGGGCAUCAGUCUAUGUGGUGACAAUUACAGGAGGCUUGGGAUACAACACAUCUUUCCAAACCGCUGAGACAGCGAUAGACGCCGAGCUGCCCUGUGGACAGCAGUUCAGCUUCACUGUAAAAGCCCAAGACGCAAAAUGUGACAGUGCCGUGAGCCUGCCUGGAAUUUUCAGGACAA
Messenger RNA from Monopterus albus (swamp eel), 802 nucleotides. RefSeq names its product fibronectin type III domain-containing protein 7-like. The record is from RefSeq and is a predicted model, not a curated record. Gene Ontology annotation, molecular function: protein binding. The transcript has 3 exons. The annotation marks the transcript as partial. NCBI's taxonomy places the organism in Eukaryota, Metazoa, Chordata, Actinopteri, Synbranchiformes, Synbranchidae.